Molecule: messenger RNA, 880 nt
Organism: Sphaerulina musiva SO2202
Lineage: Eukaryota; Fungi; Ascomycota; Dothideomycetes; Mycosphaerellales; Mycosphaerellaceae
Product: thioredoxin-like protein
Exons: 1
Coding region: 51-512 (153 amino acids)
Cellular component (GO): cytoplasm
Source: RefSeq, a predicted model, not a curated record
GCGAAAAGCGUCUCCAACAACUCCACCAAGAAGUCACGCGAGCAAAACUCAUGAAAGAAACCUCUCAUGGCACCUACUGCGAAAUCAAAUCCGAAGAAUCUCUCAUGGAAAUUUCCACUUCGGAGAAACUCUGCAUUAUUCAUUUCAUGAAACCCGACUUCAAUCGAUGUGGUUACAUGGAUUCGAAGCUGGCGAUUCUGGCGGAAAAGCAUUUCGACACCAGGUUCGUGUCGAUCAAUGUUGAAAAUGCUCCUUUCCUGGUCGUCAAGCUGGGCAUUAAAGUUUUGCCGUGUGUGAUUGCUUUCAAGGACGGUGUCAGUGUGGAUAGGCUUAUUGGCUUCGAGGGGAUCGGGUAUAAGCCAGAUGAGUUUACCACAAAGGAGUUAGAGGAGAGGCUGUUGCAGAGUGGCGUGUUGGUGAGAAAUAAAAUGAAUGAUGAUGACGAUCGGAGAAGGGCAAGGAGAGAGCAGGAAGAACGCGAAAGGGACGAAUUGUGGGAUGAGGAUGAGUGAGAGUGAGAUGAGAGACUGUGUGUUUCGGCAUGCGACUGGAGGUUAUCACGCACGGCGGCCUUCAUUCCCUCUGAUCUGGCAGCCUACUCAACGAACGUUAUAUUUCAUGCGGCGAUGCAAGCGCUACAGAGGCAUAACAGACAUCAAGCUCGGAACUCGAAGUUAAUUUGGAUACGCCGAGGGACUCCGACAUGCAACAAUUCUUCCACCAGCAUCCAUCUGCCUCCUAUCUCAGACUAGCUGAAUACACACGAGCCUCCUGGAGCUUGCCUGAUUCCAGCCUCCCGUUCUGCUUGGUGUCAUUUUUCAACUGCCUGCAACCCCUUCUCGCGCUACGAGUAUUCCUGGCUGGCUUCCUUUAUUCUUGC